This is a messenger RNA of Tachysurus vachellii, 3021 nucleotides long. RefSeq names its product leukocyte receptor cluster (LRC) member 9 (gene leng9). Gene Ontology annotation, molecular function: metal ion binding. The transcript is spliced from 6 exons. The record is from RefSeq and is a predicted model, not a curated record. The coding region runs from base 307 to 1821 and encodes 504 amino acids. NCBI's taxonomy places the organism in Eukaryota, Metazoa, Chordata, Actinopteri, Siluriformes, Bagridae.
AAGUAACCAUGUGUUCAUGUGAGUCCUGUAACAUAACGUGUAGCUUGGCGACACCCUGUAAUGGUGUCCUCCCAGGAAUGACAGUGUGAACAGGGUACAAUGCAAACAGGAUGAUGUCAUGACGGCACAUUUUACUAAAGCCGUUCACAUCUACUUCCUCAUUGCCACUUCACCCUUUCAGAUAAGCUCGCUGUCUUUUCUUUUUAACCUUACUAAAGGCAAAGCUCUCGAAGCCUUUUACAUCUACAGCUGUUGUAAUUGAACAUUUCAAGAAGUCAUCAUUGUUUUUAAGUUUACAAAUUUAUUAUGGAGCCCAAUGAAGACAAGCCAACAGGAGAAACACAAGCAGAUCCUGAUGCAUCUAAACAAGACCAUGCAGACCUUGACAUCUGCAAGUAUUUCCUGAGGGGCAAGUGUCAUUUUGGAGAUAGAUGUCGCCUGUCUCAUAGUAGUGCAUCUACAUCUGCAACUUGUCAUAAAUCAGAAGAAACAGAAGAGAAAGGAUGCAAGAAACGUAAAACCAGAAGAAAGUCAGGCAAAUCAUACAAGGCCCAAGAUGAUGAAAGCAACGGGCCUCAGAAGAGGCAGCGAAUGCGCACAGCAGAUGAUGUCAUCUCCAGGAUACUGUGGGAUAACUCUGUGGACCCAGCGGACUUUAUAGUGGGCCACUUGGACCGCUUUCUGGGAGUUCUGGAACGCCCUUUCUGUGACUUCUCAUGGGACACUCAGGUGUGUGACUGUGACUAUUCAGAGGAAAUGGCUAUUCCUCGUCACAGGAUCCAGUACUUUAGCUAUAAAGGCCAGCGUGUGUGGGACAGAGACAGUCGAACUGACCAUGUGUUUGGCUCCACAGGGCAGUCAGUUAUGUCCCCAUUUGAUACGGGGGAUCAACCACAAGAAAUUGCUGCUCCACACACAGCAGAAGAUGAGGAAGGAUUGUCUGUCGAUAAAAACGAGCAGGGUUCCGUAAACCACAGCUUAAUGGAAGCUGCAGACCAAGAAACUCUUGGUGAUGCUGAAGAAACGUCAGACUGUAGCCCAAAUAUACAAAUGGACAAAGGCUGUGAGGAGGCAGAUCUAGCUCAGCAGGCAGAGGGACUAUCCAUCUCACCCGGAAAAGAACAUAUCACAAAACAGGAUGAAUGGAUAGACAGCUGGGACAAGCAGGAAGGGAAGGAUGAAGAGGCAGAGCAUGUGCAGCCCUUACCUCAAGAGCCACGCCCAGGCCGCCAACGACGUAAACCCACUCAUUUCAUUUGCUUCCGUGUGGACUCACCUGCAGCCUUGCGGGCUUUCCAUCUUGUCCAGAGGAAAGUUAUGACCCACCUGCCUCAAUCAGAGCCAUGGUGGGUGAAACCAGAGUCACUGCACAUUACUCUAUCACUACUCGUUCUUCAAGGCCCCGCGGACGUCUUUGCUGCUAGCGAGCUCCUUCGCUCAUUGGUCAAAAACUUCUACAAACCACCCACCUCUGUCUUCUUCACUCCUAGACUGAGGCAUUUCAAUGGAAAAGUUCUCCAUGUAGCCCCUCAGCCACUUUCAGACAUCCAGACCCUGAACGCUCCCCUUCAGGAAGCAUUCAGGGAGAAAGGUUGGCUACAUCGUGACUCACGAAACCCCACCUACCAUCUCACGCUAGCUAAAGUAACAGACGUGGAAGAAGAAAGGAUAUUUGAAGACGUGUGGAAGAUUAAACUGGCUAAGGAUUUGAACUUUGGGAAACUAACUGUGGGUAAUUUGUACCUGUGUGUCAACAGUGUUCCACGCACCGCAGAUGGUUUUUAUGAGACGGUGUGUUCUGUGCCAUGGCCCACUGUAUAACAGCAACAAGAUUCUUGAUUUUUAUGAAGAAAUAAUAGUACGAGUCAUUUCUUACAUAUCAAGCAACAAACAAAAAAUCUGGAUCUGAGUCUGUAUCAUAAUAUCUAUGUUUACACAAUGUCUAAUGUCCAUAUUUUAAUAAUGUGUAUUUUUAAUUAAUGAUAAGAUAAUUUAAAGAAACUUGUAAUUGAUCAUUUUUAAAUACAUCCUUGAUAAUUUUUGCCAUUUUUAAAGGUGCCCUGCCACACGUAUUUCAUUAGUUUUGUGGUAAUGUCUGAAGUUUACCAUGGACUCUGUAACUUUCUUUGUGGAAAAAAUGCCUUGAUUACCUUGUUUCAAGCCAUUCUAGUGUGGUAUAGAAAGCCUGCAGGAAGACUCAGCUCGAUUUUUGCGCCAGUUCUCAUGAAUAUUCAAAUGAGCUAUGCUGCUUGGCUCCGAUUGGCUAACCGCUAGGAUAUGAGAGCAUGACUAUUCAUUCACCCAGCACAAUAAGUAGCCUAGGCUAGAGGAAAUUUGUUUACAAUCACCUUGAAUUGCGGCAGAAUGGCUUCUUCACAAGCCCGUUGACGUUCAGCCAUCCUUGCCGUAUAGGAAACUCACUGAGCUACAUGAAUUCUGGGGGCGCGGUCUCAAGUGGGAGAGCUCAUGAAUAGUAAUGAGCUCAAUCAUUACUACGUCACACUGAGCAGCUUUUCCAACUGACCUGAUUUCUCCCCUUAUUUCUUUUAAGUGGCUAGAACUGACCGGGUUCGUUUUCAAAUUCACGACACAACACAAACACAUAUGGACCUAACACACCAAAAAAAUCCAAGUAAAAAGGGUUUUGUGUGGAAGGGCACCUUUAAAAAUGUGAGGACAGCAUGUGAGGGUAUGUUAAAAAUUAUUAUUUAGGAGGGUUUAGGAGUUUGGAGACCUCUCUGAUAGUAAUACAAAUCUACAUGUAACUCUGAGAAGAAGGUUUGUAAUAUUUAUUACCUCUUUAUUGUGCAGGUUUAUCUGAUAUAGACAACCAUAGAUUACUCAGCUUGUCACAGUUAAUACAGCAAUUAAUUCAACUGAUUUAAUUCACAGUCAUUUGAUUUUGUAAUCAUAUUUAUGUCACAGAAGCAAUAUGUACAAGUUAGGCCUUUCAGAUUUAUUAUAGAAAUUACAUAAGAUGUGUGUUUUCAUAAGUUGGCCAAUAAAUAACAUCCUGAAACA